GCCGCCGAGACUGUCUCUCAAGAACCAAGAACCGCCAGUUUGCCCACAAGAUACUGUAGCCCAUUCCCCCGUCGCCCCCCACAGCGGCGACAUGCACCAAGCAACAACGAUGAUGUGGCAUGGCGUCCAAGGAGAGCCGUCAUACGUGCGGGUGGACCCCCUUCCUCCCUCUCCCCGAGGUGGAGCUCUAGGCAGCAGCGAUACGACGCCCAUGGCGAUGCAAGCGGGAUGGCCGACGGCCGGUGUGACCUCUGGGACAGAGCUCGGGGGCCUGCGGGAAUCCAACUUCAUAUCUUGCUUCAUCUCCAACUUUAUUCCCAUGUGCCCAGCGUCCGAUGACAGCUCGAUCAGAGAGGGGAUCAUGUACGCCAUGGCGAAGCCGAGCCAGGGCCUCGAAGGGCACGGUGACUUGCGGAGGGGGCAAGCGCUGCAGUGCUCCUUCUACUCGGGCCUCGCGAUUGGGGCUAUCAUGCUGGGUUACCCCUCGGAUCAGGUGUCCCGGUACAUGGAGUCCGCCCAGCUUUGCAGGGACCAGUGCCGCUACUUCGUGGACCGCUUGGCGGUGUCGGCCCUGGUUCUCUAUUCCGUCGCGAGCGUGUUCUUGGGGCAGGCGGCGGCGUAUCGCCAGGGCAUGGAAGAAGCGCGAGCUCUGUCCAGCCGCUCGCCGGACGUCGACCCGGUCGUAUCCUCGUACUUGAGGUUGCAGCGCUUCACGGAGGGCUUGCGAUCGCUUACGGCGGAUAUGCUGGAUGGCGACAACCCCAUCAACGCCGUGCGGGGACCGGGAGGCGAAGGGUUGGUGAUAGAGGUCGAGACGCCGAGAGGGAGGCACGUCUGCGACCUCAUCGAGGACGGCCGGAGCAACAAUUGUUCGUUCUCACCGACCAUGUCCGCCUACCCCAGUCUCGUAGUCUCGGACGGUCUGUUCCUCACCCUCCGGUACUACACGACCGUCCUUGAGGACGGAACCCCGGCCUUGACGCAUGUGCACGGCUACCUGGCUUCGGAGCUCGACCACCUCGUCCUGGCGGGGGCGGGGGCGGUGGUGUUGGUGUUGUUGUCAGGCUUGCUCAUGGCGGUGAAAGCACGGCUCUCACGGGCCGCCGGCCUGCUUCCCCUCGCCGAGCUCGCGCUCAACCAGUUCCACGCACUGCCAGGCUUAGCAAGGUGCGACAUCCGGCUGUGUAUCUACCCCGCCCUGGCGGUGUUUCGACUGCACGGGAAACGUGAGGAGUAUAUCUCGCUCUGGCAGAUUGCCGGUGCAGCUAGUCAAGAUCGCGUGCCCACGUUCGAUGAGUGCCGCCCGGGCAAUCCGCUGUGCCCGCAUGAUGUGGUCGCCGCGCAUGCUGAAAAGAUCCUCGCGUUGGGGGUAUAGGGCGGCUUUGCGGCGCUGGAUAGACGGUUGCCGCGUCAUGGUGUGAGUGCCGAAUGAAAGCACGCCAUGCAUUGAAAGUGAGGUCGAUGUGGUGAUUGAUUGGUGUGAGUGGCAAUAUGUGUGUUAUUUUCAGUGACCAAGCGUGUAAGUGUCGAUGUCGAACUUAUUGCGCUGGCAUCAUGGUCGAGGCUCAACGGGGUACGGUAGUCUUGCAAACAGCAUGACAUAACAUGGGCGUCGUGUGACACAUUUGCAGCGGAGCAGUGGCGCGCUUUUCCACAGAGCCAAAAACUAAGGGGAACGUCGAAUUUGUAGCUGAAGAUUGCGAGGCUGGUCGCAUUAGAACAAACGAUUGUGACGCUGAGGCAAGCACGCCACGGGUAGUAGCUGGUGUGCAAUUCAGAAUCGUGUAGUUUCAAUUCUGACUUUCCCUCGCCACCGUCGACAACAGAACAUUCAGAUACAGGAGCUUAAGGUUGGAUCUACCGCUGAGCUGUGUUGUCAACCCUUUGUUUGGCAUAUGUUUUUCGGGAAGCGUUUUCCCGCUCUCUAUUUGUUUAUUUCUGUCCACGGUAUACCGUAGAUAUCGUAUAUGCUGGAGAGACGGCCACAUGGGUCGGAGGAGAGCUCGGAGUAAUGCUUUCAUCGAUGCCGUUUGCCCUUGUCGUGUCUAUUUUAAUCCGCACAAAAGUUCUUGUUGGAAUCGGAGAUGAUGGUCACACACACGAAAAUAUGUGCGGUGAAUAAAGGAGAACCUCACGUUUUCGGAGUAUAAAUGAGCUUGGUUUCGGGGGCGCCUUGCGUGGUUGGGUCUAGGUAGCGUACACGAAUUGUUGUUGUUUUAUGUGCCGUCGUUUCGGCGACGAGGGAAAAUGUGGCAUCCGUUCGUUUGUAUUGAGUUGGCGUGUACAAUAAAUAGUACUUCGUACACAUGUCUACGGAACGGGUCCGCAAUCACCGAAAGUCAAUUUCGGGUAGACGCUCAAGUUAUUACUUUUGCCGCCCGCCACCGUUGUCGAGCACAUGUAGCUUUUUUAUAGAGAGUUUAGCGUGGGUUCCACAGGUGAGCUAGCUGUGGUUCUUAAUCGUCUCUUCUCAUUUAUCGUAGAGAUCUAGCCGCCGUUGUUUAUUAGGGCCAUGCUUCCUACGGUAGCUGCGGGGACCUUCUGUAAGGAAGGAUGGACCAUUUGAUUGUGAAGCAUUUGUGUUGUAUGCAGUGAAACCCGAAAAAAUGCGCAAGAACGAGGUGUGAGUGAAGACAGGUGAAAACGAUUGAAAUUUGUGCAGUUUCAUUUUUUUUUGGUGUUUUGACGUGAUACUGUCCCUGUCGCUGACGAUGAUGAUGGUGGAAGAUGAGGUUGGUCCCUACCGCGUAGCAUCUGCCACUAAAUGCUGUAAUACGAG
Ectocarpus sp. CCAP 1310/34 is the source of this 2779-nucleotide messenger RNA. The record is from the annotation of a GenBank genome assembly. NCBI's taxonomy places the organism in Eukaryota, Phaeophyceae, Ectocarpales, Ectocarpaceae.